AUGUCUGGAAGAGGCAAGGGAGGAAAGGGGCUAGGAAAGGGAGGAGCAAAGCGUCAUCGGAAGGUUCUCCGUGACAACAUCCAGGGAAUUACCAAACCGGCGAUCCGGCGUUUGGCCAGACGUGGCGGCGUUAAGCGUAUCAGCGGUCUGAUCUACGAAGAAACCCGUGGUGUUCUCAAGAUCUUUCUAGAAAAUGUCAUCCGUGAUGCUGUUACCUACACCGAGCAUGCUCGCCGAAAGACUGUCACCGCCAUGGAUGUCGUCUACGCUUUGAAACGUCAGGGACGUACCCUUUACGGUUUCGGUGGUUAG
Molecule: messenger RNA, 312 nt
Organism: Lactuca virosa
Lineage: Eukaryota; Viridiplantae; Streptophyta; Magnoliopsida; Asterales; Asteraceae
Source: the annotation of a GenBank genome assembly